Molecule: messenger RNA, 1678 nt
Organism: Nerophis ophidion (straightnose pipefish)
Lineage: Eukaryota; Metazoa; Chordata; Actinopteri; Syngnathiformes; Syngnathidae
Product: gastrula zinc finger protein XlCGF8.2DB-like
Exons: 2
Coding region: 566-1576 (336 amino acids)
Biological process (GO): regulation of transcription by RNA polymerase II
Cellular component (GO): nucleus
Molecular function (GO): RNA polymerase II transcription regulatory region sequence-specific DNA binding; DNA-binding transcription factor activity, RNA polymerase II-specific
Source: RefSeq, a predicted model, not a curated record
ACUAGUACUACUGUGUGAAGGCCGGCAUGUGGUACAUUAUUUCCUGUGUGUGUAUGACUUAUUCAGAGGGAGAACAGCGCACUUUCACGUAUGGUGUCUCCCAUUAAGGAUUGCAGGAAUGAGUUUUAGGAUAUUUUUGUAUGAAUAAGGUGGAUUGGACGUUGGCCUGGGAAGGCAUUCCCCUGAAGGCUUACUUCAUGUGUCAUUUGGAAGUUCACUGACAGCUCUGAGGGGAAACUGAUGAGAUUAUGUCGAAGAAGAACCUCUACCUCAUUAGCAGAAGGAGGAACCACAGUCCCCCAACAUACAUGAGGACGAAGAGGUACCACAUUCCCAACACAUUAAAGAGGGAGGAGAGGAGGCACAGCCCUCCGACAAAGAGGAAGAAGAGAAGCCACAGACCCAUAAUGAUAAACUGACCCUUCACAUUAAAGGGCAAGUGAAGGACCCACUUAUCUUACACAUCAAGAAUGGAGAGGAGGACCCAUGGACCCCUCACUUUAAGGAGCAAGAGAACCCGUUGACCCCUAGCAUUAAAAAGGAAGAGGAGACUGGUGUCCCUGUGAUGAGUGAAGACGAUGAGGUCAAAGGUGAAAGUGCGGAGAAAAGAGAGGCGGAGCCUCCAAAUAGCCACUCAAUGCAACACAACAGACAUGACAUGACAACAGAAGCUGAUGGAGACCACUGUGGAGGAUCACAAGCAGACAAGCUCUUAGCUCCACUAUCAGAUAGUGAGGACACAACGUCACACUCUCCUGACACUGAUGAUGAAGACUCUAAAGAUGAUAAGACAUGUCACACUGACAACACUCACUUCAAGUGUUCUCACUGUGACAAGACUUUUAAAUACCAUUGUCAUCUGAAAGUACACAUGAGAACACACACUGGAGAAAAACAUUUUAUCUGCUCAAAAUGUGACAAAGGUUUUGGACAACAUCAAAAUUUGAAAUCACAUAUGAGAAUACACACUGGUGAAAAACCUUUUGUCUGUUCAAUAUGUAGUAAAGGUUUUACACAAAGUCAGAGUUUGAAAAAACACAUGAGUACACACACUGGAGAAAAAUCUUUUAUAUGUUUGAUCUGUAGUAAAGGUUUUGUCGAAAGUUGCAAUUUUAAAGUACACAUGAGAACACACACUGGUGAAAAACCUUUUUCCUGUUCAACAUGUGGUAAAGGUUUUACAGAUAUUCAGAAUUUGAUAAGACACGAGAGAACACACACUGGUGAAAAACGUUGUUCUUGUUCAAUCCGUGGCUUAUCUCUUACAAGGAAGGAACAUUUGAAAGUACACAUGAGAGCACACACUGGUGGAAAACCUUUUUCUUGUUCAAUCUGUGGUAAUAGUUUUAUAGAAAGUCAGAGUUUGAAAAGACAGAAGAGAACACAUACUGGUGAAAAAUCACAUUCCUGUCCAAUCUGCAACAAAAGCUUUUGUGAACGAUCAAACCUUGUAGUAGACAUGAGAACACACCCAGGAGAGAAAGUAUUGAGUUGCAGUGUGUGUGGUGAAAGGUUCUCUUAUAAGUACCAGUGUGAGAAACACAAGUGUGCUGGUGAGAACAGCAGCAGCAAAUGAAACUGCAGGAUUUGAAAUUAACUUUCCAGGCCUUAAUUUUGACUCUCUAACAACAUCAGCACAUAUAACAUGUGUGACAUUGUUGUUUGUGUAACAAUCUGU